CUAUUCUGGCACGGCCCGGGUGGGACUGUCCCCACGGCCACCCGUUUAUUUCUCUGCAGCCAAAAGCACAUAUGUGUGAUUCAUGUAGAGCGCUGUAGGGCCAUUGUUUGUGACGGCUAACUUCAGUCUCUUCUCUGGGAGAGAGAAGACAGCUCCAGCAUGGAGAAUCGAUUGCUUCAGCAGCCCCGAGGUGACGGCGUCUACAUGUUCGUGCGGUUUCCCACAGACAACGGAACGUCAGUUGGAGUCGUGGCGCAGACGGUGGUGUUGGCGAGGCGAGCGAUUCACAACAUCCGAGGUCGCUUCGUUGGCAUUGCGCGCAAGAUCUGGGAUAUGUCACCGACUGCGCAGAUGGAGGAGGCUGUGGUGGUCUUCUGGUUCGAGAACAUUCAGGAUGCCAAAACUUUCUUCGUCAGCGACAACCGCAUGAAGCAGCCGGACUUCCCCGCCCCUGCCGGCCACUGCGAGGCCUGGGCCGUGGUGCGCUUCUACACCCCGCCCAACGAACUGGCCUACAGCACCUUCAUGAUAUCGGAGGCGCAGCUGGUACGUGGCACGGACUACGUGACGUACAAGGAGCACUUCGCCCGUCGCUUUGCGCAGCUGCUGCUGGAGCACGACGCGCAGCCCUUCGUCGUUCAGUCCGUCGGCGCCGAGUUCCUGCGGCGAUACUUCGUGCCCUACGACACCAUCGUCACCGUGCACCUGUUCAAGGACCCGGCACACCUGGCCGAGGUCAUGCGAGACCCUCGUUGGAGCGACCUACGCGAUACCCAGCACACCAUGGCCAAUGAGCGGUGCUCAGUCUUCACCAUCGACCCCCGGGCCUGCCCCUGAGGGGCAAAGGUCAGCGACUGACUGGAUACCCGGAUUGGACUCGUUCUCCACUAUAUGUGUGAGCAGAUCUCCGAUGGAGUAGCCACACAUUUCAGGAACCUUCACAAGUCGAAGGGUGUUGUUAUUUAUCGACAGAUACAUCACUGGACAUGUUCUUGUAUUAUUGUAAUUGAUGUCAUUUUAUUAUAUCGCUGAACUCUAUGGUAGCCACGGUAGUCACUUCCUGUCUUUGCUGAGGUGGACGACAUCCCAGCCUGGCUGUACUACAAGUUUACAAACACCCUUUUGUAAUAUAUACGCAAGUAGACUAAUUUGUUAUUUAAACAGAAUCAUUGGAAAAUAAAAUAUAUAUGAAUCAGC
Molecule: messenger RNA, 1197 nt
Organism: Pomacea canaliculata
Lineage: Eukaryota; Metazoa; Mollusca; Gastropoda; Architaenioglossa; Ampullariidae
Exons: 6
Coding region: 160-837 (225 amino acids)
Source: RefSeq, a predicted model, not a curated record